ACAAUCAAGAACUAGCCGCGCGACGCUCGGCGUAGCACAUGUACGUGAUUCUCAAUUGUUUAUCAUAGCGCUGCCGUUUUGCUCAUUUAGGAAGCGACUGCCAUGGAGCACAGUUUGUCCCAAUCAGAGGAAGCUGCAUCCAUGCAGCAAUUGCUGCAACAGCUGUUGCAGCAGCAGCAACAGCAACAACAACAGCAGCAGCAGCACCAAGAGGAAGUGCAACGAACGUUGCACUUCCUCUUUGAGGAGUUGCACAAGCAGCAGCAGCCGCAGCCGCAGCAGCAGCAGCCGCAGCCGCAGCAGCAGCUGCAACAGCAGCAGCCGCAACAGCCGCAGCCAAAACGAAAAAAAAGAGGUGCCGGCCGGGCGCGGGCCCGCUGGCGAGCCCAACGGGGCUUCUGGGGUGUUGGCCGAGGGGCAGGUCGAGGCCAAGACAGCGGCGUCGACGGUCGAGGUGGUGGCCGAGGCGGUGGUCGAGGUGGCCGAGGUGGCGGCCGAGGUGGUGGUCCUACAUGUACAUAUAUUUAUAAAUAUUAUGAGUUUUCAAAAGAAUAAAUAU
This is a messenger RNA of Monomorium pharaonis (pharaoh ant), 559 nucleotides long. RefSeq names its product ataxin-8. NCBI's taxonomy places the organism in Eukaryota, Metazoa, Arthropoda, Insecta, Hymenoptera, Formicidae. The coding region runs from base 103 to 555 and encodes 150 amino acids. The record is from RefSeq and is a predicted model, not a curated record. The transcript has 3 exons.